Molecule: messenger RNA, 1185 nt
Organism: Brassica napus (rape)
Lineage: Eukaryota; Viridiplantae; Streptophyta; Magnoliopsida; Brassicales; Brassicaceae
Exons: 2
Coding region: 1-1185 (394 amino acids)
Molecular function (GO): zinc ion binding
Source: RefSeq, a predicted model, not a curated record
AUGUCGUUUGGGCAAUCAGUUAGAGGAUUUCACAGUCAUAUGCGUAGGGUGAUUGUUGUUGAUGGAACUUUUCUGAAAAAUAAAUAUAAAGGAGUUCUACUUGUUGCUACAGCUGUAGAUGGUAACUCCAACUUGUAUCCAAUUGCAUUUGGAGUUGCUGAUUCAGAGAAUGAAGAAUCAUGGGAGUGGUUCUUCAGACAGUUGAGUGUGGUUAUUCCUGAUAGUAAAGACUUAGCUUUUGUGUCAGAUAGACAUGCGUCAAUUGCUAAAGCAAUCAGGGAUGUCUACCCACGAUCAAAGCACAGAAUUUGUAUACACUACUUGCUGACCAAUGUGGUUAAAUUCUUCAGGACAAAGGGGUUCACUGCCUUGGUCGAGAAGGCUUCAAAGGCAUAUAGGUAUAGUGAAUUUCAGGAACGUUUCACAGAAAUUGUUGCUAUCAGUCCGACACUUGGAAGAUAUCUACAAGAGGCUGAUGUGAGAAAAUGGGCUCGUUCUCUCUUCCCUGGAUCCAGGUAUGACAUCAGGACCAAUAACCCAGCCGAGUCGAUUAAUUCAGCUCUGAGAUCUCCUAGACAAUUUCCAGUAAUUCCUUUGCUAGAUAGUAUAAGAGAAAUGAUGACCCGAUGGUUCUAUGAGCGUCGCAUGUUAAGCUCCAAACAUAUUGAUCCUUUAACCGUUAAGGUGGAGAAAAAGAUUGAUAGGAGAAUCGUGAAGGCUCGAGGGUUUCAGGUUCAGAAGGUUGACAACUUCAGAUCACUUGUUAAAGGAGACAUAUAUGAUUGUCAUGUUGAUCUGGAAACCAGAACAUGCACAUGUGGGAAAUUUGAUUUAGGAAAAAUUCCAUGCAGACACGCCAUUCCUGCAAUUUAUUCUCGAGGUAUGGAAGUACACCGAUUUACUGAUGGCGUCUAUAGCACUGCAACGUGGAGAGCUGCCUACGCGGAAUCCAUUAAUCCCAUACCAGUUCCAGAGGCUGAAUGGAAUGUCCCAGAUGAGGUUAAACUUGCGAAGAUCUUACCACCAGAGUCAAGAAAGAGUGCUGGUAGACCAGUAAAGAGAAGGUAUGAAACAGUAGAAGACAAGAUUAGAUCUUCUCAAGGAUCAACAAAGAAGAAAAAGCACAAGUGCAGCCGGUGUGGUAUGGAGGGACACAAGAGAGGAACAUGUGAUAAACCUAUCUAG